CCGACCGGAACGGGGGUGGGGUGUACUGGGGUCAGGGUGAAUCUUACUAAGAAAAAUUUAAGCCAAAUACAAAGUCAAACAUUCAACACAGUGUCAAUGACAAUGACUUCAAAUGGCGGACGGUGUUCUCCUUCCUCGUUUCGUAAGUAUGAGUUGUCCGUAAGUCGGACGUUUGUAGCUUGGGGACUACCUAUACAUGCCUAAUGAAACGGAAGGCUAUGGAUCCCAACACUGAAAUAGUAUUAUACCAUUUCAGAUCGGAUGGUUGGGGAGCCGUUGCCUUCCUCUUUCCUAAUGUGGGUAUAACAAUAAUUCCAUUUCAGGUCAUUGAGCCGUAGACUCCCCUUUCAUAAGGCUGGUAUAACAAUAAUAAAUUUCAACUUUCUUCAGGUUUUUAUAAUGAUACUACCAUUUUAAUUUGGGGAGCCAUAGCCUCCCAUUUCAUUAGGCACGUUGAACACUCAUACAAUUUCAGUUUAGAGAGCUCUAGCCUCCCCUUUCAUAUGGCAGGUAGAACAAUUUCAAUGAAGGGAGCCAUAGCCUCCCGUUUCAUUAGGCAUGUUUAACAAUAACACCAUUUCAGGUUUGUCUGCCAUAGCCUCCCCUUUCAUAAGGCUCCUAUAGCAAUAAUACCAUUUCAGUUUGGGGAGCCGUAGGCCUCACCUGUCAUAAGGCAUGUUUAGCUGCUUUGGGGAGUUAUGGCUCCCCAAACUGAACUGGUAUUAUCGCUAUACAUGCAGGUUGAUGUCAAGCUCGCAAUUCGAUCUCGUAAAAAAAAACACUGCCACCAGUUUAAAUUCUCACAUGGAAUAUUAUGGAGGAUCAAGUACACCCUGUCCUCGUUAUAUGCGUCUUCGGACUAUGCAGAUUCACAGUUAUGCGAGGAACCUAUUUCUACCAACGUCUCCUUAUAUGCAUCCAAAACUCACAGUUACACGAGGAGCAUUGCUUUCCUGCCAAUACAAGUCGUGUGCACACCUCAUAUUCACUCCUGCCAGUCUCGUAUUGGUUUUGUUAACAUAUGGAAGCAUGAUCUUGGGCUCUUAAACUUCUGUUGGUUUUACCUGCAGUACAGUGAUUUUGUGCUUCAAAUAUUUAACUGUGCCGCAUAAUCAUCCAACAUUAUGUCCUGGGCCAUCAGCUGGGUGUCAGAGAACUGCUUUAACUCUUGAAAAAAAGUUGGAAAUUAUAAACAGCGUGGCAUCAGGUGAAGGUAACACAGCUCUGGGACGCUACUGCCGGGAACAGAAUCUUGCCUUCAAAGUUCUUAUGUUGCUUGACAAUGCACCAGCCCAUCCUAAACAUUUGGACAACAUUCAUCCUAACUGCAUUUCCUUCUGCCUAACACAACAUUGCUGAUUCAGCCACUCGAUCAAGGUGUGAUCCACAUUCAAGGAGUAUUUUUUUUAUGGCAAACUAUCUCUCAGAUGCUGCAAGCAACAGACGAUUUUGAAAUCCUGGGAGUUUACCAACUGUGAGGGAAUGGUGGAAAUUGGAACAUUUGGCACAAAUGGCAAUGGACAACAACCCAAGUUUAGAACUGAGUCUGCAUUUCAGUCGUUCCCUACAGUCAACCCUUCUUCCCUACAAGCAAAUUUGAAAAACAAAAUGCUGCCAAGCAACCCUCACCACUUCCUUCAAACCGGUGUCAUCUCCUGCUGCCGGGAGUUUUAAGAGUUCUGUGAGUCUUCCUUCACCCCUUGCUGUGUUUGAUAUGAUCCUGACAACCCACAACCAUCCACCUUAUCCAUGUAAAGCUGCCCCACACAACAUCCAAUCAUCUCCCGGAGCGAACACACCUGCCACUGUUGCAGAUGGAGCCCCACGGAGCAAGAGGCGUUGUGUUCUGGAACGCAAGCAGCCAUACAGUGGGGAUGAGUGGUACUCAGGACCAGACAGUGAGGACGAGGAUAAACCUGGAGUUACUGAUCACAAUUGUACCGUGGUGGAAUCUGCCUUUUCGGAGGGUGUUCAACCUUUUCCAAGCUUGAAUUGCCCCACGAGAGUAAAUGACAGUUCCCCUUCCAAAGUUCUUCACAACCCAGCAGGAGGGACCUGCCUGCAAUCAGACAGUGUCAACUGCAGGAACCCCAGCAAACCACCCUCGCAAUUUGUUUAUGUCUUCACAACUAACCUGGCUAACAUGGCUGCGGAGGCUGUAAUCCAGGGCCAGUCGGAUUCAAUUGUAAUCUAUCACAUGCACAACGUGCCUCACAUGAAACUGGAGCAAGUAUGCAAACAGAAAGCUUUCCACUCUGCUCAGAAAGGAUCCAGACUUCAGGAGCAGCCAUCACACAACACCCUUUCACCUCGCACUCACCAGCCACGUUCCCAGCAACAGGGCCAACAGUGCUUACAGGCACCUAGCUCAGUGCCUCAGGAGGAGGAAGUUGAACUUGAACCUUCACACUCGGAUAUGGUUUCCAAACCAAUAGAGAGCAAUGGAGGAGCAGGGAACCCCAAGUUCAGCAACAUGACCACCAAUCCAUUACAGGCAGUUUCAGCUAAUCCAGCCAAUGGUGGAAAUAUUGAGACAAACAAUUCAAAUGGGAAUGGAUCAUUGGUAAUAAACCCGCAUGGCAACAUUGAAGGCUUGUCCAAGGAGCAGCUGGAGCACAGGGAACGUUCCUUGAAGACCCUAAGGGAUAUUGAGAGACUCCUGCUACGGAGAAAUGAGAGUGAAUUUCCCAUGAAAGGCAGCUGUGAUCCCAAUGGGCAAGGAGAUGGGCAACAGGCUAUGAAGAAUCCAGUAGAACUUUUACAAUCCAUGAUUUCUCAAGGACAGACUUUGGAUGGACUUGAAGUGCCAAAUAUGGAGCAAGAGGUAGUACACCACCAAGAGGUGGUGGAGCAUGACCCCAUAGGACAACAGGUCAGCAUACUGAUGAAUAUGGUCAGCCAAGAGAAUCUGACUUCAGAACUAGCGGCCUGGAGGAAGCUUCAGGAGGACUUCUAUGAAGAAAAAAAGAAGAAACAGGAGCAGACUGUAGUUCAACAAAGAACAAAGCAAGAAAUGAUGAUGCAGCAGCCAAUGAUGGUGCGAGGACCUCCCCCUCCCUACCACAGCAAAGCUGGUGACCAGUGGUCAUCUGGUAUGGGCAAGUGGUUCACAGGCAUCAUGGACCUUCCUGAUUCUAUGCAACCCCGAGGAAUCACCCCUUUCUCUGAGCCUCGCUUUCCCAAUAGCCAGAUACAGAGGGUUAGUGGAUAUGGAGGAAUGCAGAAUAUACCGAUGGAAGCUUUGGAACUCAUGAACCCAGUGCAUGCUGGGAUUGCCUGGCCAGAUGAUAUGCUCUCAGUGGGAGGCAAAGUACACUUUCCCCACGGGGGCAACCUGUAUCAUCCUGUCCAAGGUAAUCCUGAGAGAUUCAGGAACCCUGGAGCCAGAGAAGAGUUAUUGAGGCAACAGCUGAUGGAAAAGAGAUCCAUGAGUAUGCAGUACCCACUGAAUUUGAACAACACCAACAGCAUUGGUGGCAUGAACCAGGGAAUGGAGAUGAAGCAAAUAAUGCAGGCACAGAGUCAAAUGGAGUCAGGAGCCAUCUCUGGGAUUUUCUCUGGGCAGUUACCUGGAGAUAAUGUGAAUGGAAGUCCAAUGGGUAUGGACUUAGUUGGGUCAAGGGGAAUGUUGAGCCCUCCACUAGGGCAAGCUGGACUUCUGCAUGAUAUGGAUGCCUCGAUAGGUCCUGGUAAUAUCAGUAUGAACAUGAAUGUAAAUAUGAACAUGAACAUGAAUCUCAAUGUCCAGUUGACACAUCGGCAGCAGAUGAUGAUAUCACAAAAAAUGAGGGGGCAGGAAAUGAUGUCACAUCAAAUUUUGACUCCAGAGGCGAUGGCAAGAGUCAGAGCACAAAAUGGCAGUGGGAUGAUGGGUGACCCUCAGAAAAUGUUGAUGAAGCCACAAUUCCCUAAUCAUAGACAACAUGGUUUUCCCAGUGGUCAAGGGCUGUAUUCCAGUAUGUCUCAGGAAGUCACUAAUAUGGAUAAUUCUGGAGAGAUGUUUGGUACUGAACAAGGCACUAUGUCCAUGAAUAACAUGAGCAGUGUAGGCAUACUGAGCCAUGUGCAAAUGACACCAACUUCAAAUCAGUCCAGCAAUCACAGUAAUAUGACUGUGAUACUUCCAGCAUCCCAAAGGGAGCUAGGCCGAAGACCCUCUGACCUUAUGAUCAACAUCAAUCAAAUGGAUUCUCCCGACGUGGGUCACCUAAAGUCAUCAACCAUCAGCCAGGUUCACUCUGCCCUGGUCAGCUCUCCAUCUGUCAACCUCAAGUCACUCCAAACACCAUCUCAGCUGCCAAACUUGUCUGCUAAUGCCUCAGAACCAAUCAAAUCACCCCAGCUCAUGAGCUCAUCGCUUCCUAUACACUCUUCAGCAAGCUCUCCCAGUCAGUUAAAGUCACCGUCAGUGUCUGUUCCCUCACCUGGAUGGACCUCAUCAACUAAGACCACACUACCAAGUCCUGUGAUCACCCAGAGCAAACAGCCAAUGAGCUUGAACUCUUUUGCCCCUGUGGGAAACACUGAACAAGGUCCUAUUGUAUCCACCUCUCAUUGCAGUCCUGCCCUUGGUUUGCCUUACAACUCACACAAUUCAACAGCUUCCCAGAACCCUCUGUCACUCAUGGUGUCACAGAUAUCUAAGUACACCAUGCCAAGCUCCACCCCACUUUAUGAUGAUACUAUUAAGACCAUUGCCACCUCUGAAGAUGAACUGGCCCCAGAGCAGUCAAUGUCAAUGAUGCAGCCCACAAGUAUCUCUGGAAUGACUGAAAGCCAAAAUCUGCAGCUACGUAUGGCACCACAGAGUGCUAACAGUCCCCUGGCAAUGAACAUGGUGGGGCAGCCCUUGUCCGAUGAAUCAUCAGCUCCCAAGAUGACAUCUCCUAAUAAGAUGAGACCCAACAUCCCCAUACAAGAGACACAUGACCCUGGAAUGAAUGAACAAAGCCCCACAAUGAUGCACUCUGCCCAGGAUUUGCUGGGGCAAACUUGUGGCUCAAUAAUCGGCAGUGGUUCCCAGAUGCUACCUCAGAAAUCCAUGGUCCUCCAGCAAAUGCAGCACCAACCCCACAACACUCUGCAAUCUCCAGGUUCCAGGAUGCAUCAGGGUUACACCCCAGGGAUGGCCAUGCCCCACGAGGAAGGUGUCCCACCCCAUGGAGUCCCCACUGGACCAUCCCCUGCCCAUCCACAGCAGCUCCAGCCUCCUCACCCUCCACCUCUAUAUUUGUUGAGUCAAGGUGGAGGUGAAGGCUACCAGCUAUCGGGAGUGGCUUCAGUCCUCAAUGACCCUGAGCUCCAGGAUGUUAUCCGCCCCUCAGCAAGUGGGAUUCCAGAGUUCAACUUGUCACGCAUCAUUCCUUCCGAUAGACCCAGCAGCACACUACAGUAUUUCCCCAAAGAAGAAUCCCAGGCGUCAAAGGCCUCAUCUUUCAACCCUCACCUUGUAAACCUUCAGAAUAUGACCUUGUCCCACGAGCAGGGUCCCACAAACAGAUCUAAUCUUCCAGGACAGCGGCAGCUGCAAACACCACCGCAGCAGCAACAGCAACGGCAGGUGGUGCAGAAGAGUCUGGGCAAGCAUAUUUUCCACUCAAGGCAAGUGCCAGGUACAAUUAUGGCAAAGACAGGGAUGCCAGGCCAGCAUGGUGUAAUAUGCAACAGUCUACACCAGGUAGUCAUGUCACCACAGCAGAGCCCGAUGGCCCAACAGAACAUGAUACUACAAACCAAACAAAGGAGCCUCUCACUGUCAGGGGAGAUGUACAGACAGGGUGGUCACAUGCUUCCUUCACAGGUGGGCAUGCUAGGAACAUCACCCCACCAAAGCAUGAUGUUCCCUCAGCUGUUGAGACAGAGGAGCGCAUCCUUAGAUGUACCCAUCACCUUUGUACCAGGACCAGGGAACACUGCCAACGUUCCCUUUUAGCUCCUUACCAAUUUUUCGGAGAAAAUACAAUUUACACAAGUCAUAAAGUGACAGCUGUUGAAAACUAAAAAUAAUUUUCUUAUGAAAAAUAAGAUCCAGAACUGAGGAGGUACAGAGUUUAUACCAAGGCAGGCUGGAAAGUGGGGUGGUUGGGAAAUGUGGGGGUAAAAGAUUAUAUUUUAAUUGAGUGAGCUUAUUCUAAAGACAUACAGACAUUUUUGGUUUUAUUUUUCUCUCUGUCUCUUUUUGUCUGCUGCCUCUCACAAUCUCUCCCCCUCUCUCACUCUCACCCUCUCAUUCACUUUUGUCACUCUCUCUCCCUCUUUCUGUCUUCAUCUCUCACUCUCUUAUUCUCUCACUUCCUCCUCUCUAAAUCUCUCUCUUUCGCUCUCUCUGUCUCUCACUCAUUCUCUCUCUCUUACACACAUCUGGUUUCCACACCAUUUGGGCAAAUAGAUUUUAUUAUUGCUGUAAAUAUUCUCCCUAGAAUUGUAAGUUGUUUUAUGAUACGUAACUCUUGUCUUUUCCUGAGAACCAUCUGGAAUUGUGAGCAAAGAUCAAGGAUAGAUUUGGAGGAGACCUUGUGAAACAAGCCCAGCACUCCCUAACAACAAAUCUAUCUGUCUGAAAAUGUGUCCUUCAAUUCAACACAACUCAGUUUGCAUUUCAGUAGGGGGGAAAAUGAUGGGGGCGCUUUGGAGAGGGAAAUGUGUAUGAGGGGAGGGUGAAGAAAUAAGAAUAGCCCCAAGGAUUAAGAGCUAAAUAGUGUCUCAAUAGGUCUUAUUCAGUCAAGGUUCUUUUAUUCUCAUCAGAUGAUUGUUCAAGAGCACUAUGUGUGUGUGUGUGUGUGUUUGUGUGUGUGUGUGUGUGUGUGUGUGCGUGCGUGCGUGUGUGUGUUGUGUGUGUGCGUGUGUGUUGUAUGUGUGUGUCUGUGUGUGUGUGCGUGCGUGUGUGGGUUGUGUGUGUGUGUGUGUGUGUGUGUGUGUGACUGUGAGUGGGUGAUUGUGCAUGCAUGGGACAGUGCUGUAAUUAUAUGGUUAUGUAAGAGAUUUAACUUGGGGGAGUAAUGAGUUGGGGGAGAGGAUCCAAGAACUGAUGAAACAGUAUUGAUUUGUAGACCUAUAUGGAUGGAAAACCAGCUGAGUAAAAGAUGAGUUCAGUUGUGGAAGUUCUUGAAGGGAAUGGGUAAGAUAAAUUCCUCUCCCUCUCCCAAACAAAACACAACAUGUGUAAAAAUUUAAUGGCAAAUGAUCAAAACAGUCUAGAUUUGGGAAAAUUCUGUUGAUUUUUGAAGUGAUGGACAGACUCUGAGGGUUAUUAAGUAAGCAAGGGUUGCUGGACUAACAAUUUCUUCCGUGACAGAUCAGGAGGUUCCUAACAUGUAUAUGACUGGAUGAAAAGGAGAUCAAGUGGAUGAAGGGGUUUACAAGAGAGGCAAAUGUAUGCUAACCCAAAGCAUUACACAAAUUCUGAAUAUAUCCUGAAAUAAAGCAAGACAUAGUUAUCACUAUCAGGUAGUAGUCCAGAAUUCCUUAUCAAUUGAUUGUUCUAAUUGUAUUGGUGUUUAUAACUGUAUCUCAUACUGAAUACACUCUGGCUCUCAAAUGUAACCAAAUCCAAUUAUGUAACUCAGACUAUGAAAGCUUCCCACUGGAGCUAGUGUUUUAGGUGGUCUAGCAAGGAUCUAAGAAAAUUCUGUCUCAAACAGUCACUCACAAUCUGACAUGUGGUGGGAAAAAGGAGGGUUUACUCAAACAGACUUAACUGCCACAGACCUUUGAUAUUUUUUUGCACUUUUUGGUCCCGAGGCUUGUUUUGCUUGCAUAAUAAUCUGGAUGAUGGGCUGGUAAAUUGGAUUAGUAAGUAUGCCGAUGAUACUAAGGUAGGAGGUGUUGUGGAUAAUGAGGUGGAUUUUCAAAGCUUGCAGGGAGAUUUAUGCCGGUUAGAAGAAUGGGCUGAACGUUGGCAGAUGGAGUUUAAUGCUGAGAAGUGUGAGGUUCUACAUUUUGGCAGGAAUAAUCCAAAUAGAACAUACAGGGUAAAUGGUAGGGCAUUGAGGAAUGCAGAGGAACAGAGAGAUCUAGGAAUAACUGUGCAUAGUUCCCUGAAAGUGGAGUCUCAUGUAGAUAGGGUGGUGAAGAGGGCUUUUGGAACACUGGCCUUUAUAAAUCAAAGCAUUGAGUACAGAACUUAAGAUGUAAUGCUAAAGUUGUACAAGGCAUUGGUAAGGCCAAAUUUGGAAUAUUGUGUGCAGUUCUGGUCACUGAAUUAUAGGAAAGAUAUCAAUAAAUUAGAGAGAGUGCAGAGACGAUUUAUUAGGAUGUUACCUGGGUUUCAGCAAUUAAGUUACAGAGAAAGGUUGAACAAGUUAGGUCUCUAUUCAUUGGAGCGUAGAAGGUUGAGGGGGGAUUUGAUCGAGGUAUUUAAAAUUUUGGGAGGGAUAGAUAGAGUUGACGUGAACAGGCUGUUUCCAUUGAGAGUAGGGGAGAUUCAAACUAGAGGACAUGAUUUGAGAGUUGGGGCAGAAGUUUAAGGGAAACACGAGGGGGUAUUUCUUUACUCAAAGAGUGAUAGCUGUGUGGAAUGAGCUUCCUGUAGAAGUAGUAGAGGUCAGUUCAGUUGUGUCAUUUAAGGUAAAAUUGGAUAGGUAUAUGGACAGGAAAGGAGUGGAGGGUUAUGGGCUGAGUGCAGGUAGGUGGGACUAAGUGAGAUUAAGGGUUCGGCACGGACUAGGAGGGCCAAGAUGGCCUGUUUCCGUGCUGUGAUUGUUAUAUGGUUAUAUGGUUAAUACAGACAUCCAUAAAAUAAAUGAAAUCAUUUUAAAAAUGGAUUUGCAAAGAGAAGAAUACUUAAUCAGCAUUGAAAGACUAUUUCUGAAUGCUUUUGAAAUCCCUGAAACCAGAUAUUCAAUGAAUGCAGGGAAACUUGGGCUGUAGAGGAAGCUCCCAAAGAUGAUGAGGAAAUCUCUGAAAAAUGGUGUGGAAAAAAAGAAAACGUUAGAUGUUGGUGGACUGUGAUCUUCCCAGGUUCGAUGAAGGAAACUCAAGGGAGAAUGUAUCAGUUAGAAAGAUCAUUGCAAGGGCAAGUGAGUUAUGAGGAAAUAAAUCAAGUAUAGGAAACAGGAAGGAUGCAUUUUAUCUUAACAUGUUCCUUUCCAGAAUCAACAACUUCUGCCUUUCUAAACUUUAGAAGCUUAAGUGGUCAUCUAAUCAUGUUUACAGAGUAAUCCCAUCUUCUCUCUUAGUUUAUUGGUACCCUUGUAAAGUCUCUGCCUUAUCAUUUGUGGUAGCAUCAUCCUUGCCUUUCUUGCUUAUACAAGGGUGAAUUUAUUGCUGUCACUUAUGUUGCUGACUCUGUCUUAAUAAACAACCUGGAUGAACUCAGCAGGUCGGGCAGCCCUUCAUCAGGACUGACGAAGGGUCUCGGCCUGAAACGUUAACUGCUCAUUUCAACGGAUGCUGCCCGACCUGCUGAGUUCAUCCAGCUUGUUGUACAUGUUGCUUUGACCCCAGCCAUCUGCAGUGUAUUUUAUGUUUAAAAUACAACCUAAUGUUUUGUACUUGGACCCUCCAACGUAUGGAUCCAUCAGUAUCCGUAAUUGGUUAGCUAUAUGUCCUAACUAAGUCAAUGAUAAAAUGAAUGUGAACAGAAGAGGUGGUUCUAUAUGUUCAUCUAAGCACCACAAGGUUGAGAUUUCAAGUGCAGCACCACUUGGUACUUUGUAGGCUAAGCUGUAAGAGCAUUCUUCUGUCAUGUCAUAGGGAGAAGCGAUUAUUGAAGACUUUUUAGCAGGAUACGGUGAAAUUGUGAUAAAAUUAACAUGGUUGUGAAAGAACUAUACACACUAUCCUCAUUAUAUGCAGGGGAUACGUUCCUCACAGUUGAUGCAUAAUGCAAAAUCGCAUAAUGUGAAUAAUUAUUUAAAUAGAGACGCAUUCCAGAGGGCUUCCUAAUGUGAUUUAUCUGCAAUUUAUUCGCAUUUUCAUACCAAAAGCAGUACCACAAGGUAAUAUUUAUAUUAUAUUUCAUCAAAUUAAGGUAAUAUUCAAUGUAAUAAAUCAUGGAAAGUUAACAUACUAGGGUGUACAGUACUCACCAACAGUGGCAGGUGUGUUCGCUCCGGGAGAUGAUUGGAUGUUGUGUGGGGCAGCUUUACAUGGAUAAGGUGGAUGGUUGUGGGUUGUCAGGAUCAUAUCAAACACAGCAAGGGGUGAAGGAAGACUCACAGAACUCUUAAAACUCCCGGCAGCAGGAGAUGACACCGGUUUGAAGGAAGUGGUGAGGGUUGUUUGGCAGCAUUUUGUUUUUCAAAUUUGCUUGUAGGGAAGAAGGGUUGACUGUAGGGAACGACUGAAAUGCAGACUCAGUUCUAAACUUGGGUCGUUGUCCAUUGCCAUUUGUGCCAAGUGUUCCAAUUUCCACCAUUCCCUCACAGUUGGUAAACUCCCAGGAUUUCAAAAUCAUCUGUUGCUUGCAGCAUCUGAGAGAUAGUUUGCCAUAAAAAAAAUACUCCUUGAAUGUGGAUCACACCUUGAUCGAGUGGCUGAAUCAGCAAUGUUGUCUUAAGCGGAAGGAAAUGCACAGUUAAGUUAGGAUGAAUGCUGUCCAAAUGUUUAGGAUGGGCUGGUGCAUUGUCAAGCAACAAUAGAACUUUAAAGGCAAGAUUCUGUUCCCGGCAGUAGCGUCCCAGAGCUGUGUUACCUUCACCUGAUGCCACGCUGUUUAUAAUUUCCAACUCUUUUUCAAGCAUUAAAGCGUUUCUCUGAUCACACAUCCACACCUUGCCAAAACCAUUAGGAGACUGGCAGAAGUGAGGCGUGCACACACGUAUUGAGCAGGAAAGAGAUGCUUCUCGUCCCAACAGUGACACUGUGACUUAUAUUGGUAGGAAAGCAGCGCUCUUCACAUAACUGUGAGUUUUGGACACAUAUAAAGAGACGUUGGUAGAAAUAAGUUCUUCGCAUAACUGUGAAUCCGCAUUGUCUGAGGACGCAUGUAACAAGGAUAGGUUGUAUUUAAUGCAUUUAUUUAACAUUCUUUAAAGAAAUACUAUGCUCUACAUAAAGGGCAAGUGAUGUUAUAAACUUAGAUCUCCAGAAGGCAUUUGAUAAGGUGGCAUAAAAUAGGUUAUUGGAGGAAAAUAAAGACUUAUGUGAGGACUUAGCUAGUUAACAAGAAAUGAAAAUGAGAAUUAAUGUCUCUUUUUUUGAUUAGUAUGUGGUGACAAGCAUUGUGCUGGAAAUUGAACAUUGUAGUUUAUAUCACCAAAGUCAUCAAAGGAGUGGAUACAAUGAGAUAAGAAAAAGUGAACGAGAUAUGACGCGAUGAGGGUUUUGGAUAGGGUAAGUGAAUGGGCAAAAAUAUGGCAAAUUGUCCCUUUUGGUGGGAAUCUUUUAAAAGCAAAUCAAAGUCCGAAGUAAAAUACAACCCUAAGAUGCUUAUUAUCUGUGGGCAUACCGAGCAAAUCUAUGGAAUAGUUACUGUAAACAGGAUCAUUGAACAACAAACUGUGCAAAUGCCAUAAAUAACAAGAGCAUGAAAUAACAAGAUAGUCCUUAAAGUGACACCAAUCCUUGUGCGAACACCAGAAAUAGAAUGUGUGUAGUUAUCCCCCAUUGUUUAAAAGCCUGAUGGUUGAGGGAUAGUAACUGAUCUUGAAUCUGGUGGUAUGAGUCCUGAGGCUCCUGUACCUUCUACCUGAUGGCAGAAGAAGAGCAUGGCCUGAUAAUAAGCUAAUCUCUAAAAAAUUUCAGAGCUCUCAGCCACAGGCAUACCAAAAUCAUCCAACUUACAUUUGAACUUUACAGUAGUUCAUUUGCAUUUUGCACACUCAUUUUUUAAAACUUUUUUUAUUGAUUUUUCAAAUAAUUACAGAAAUAAAAGGAAAUAUAUGAAAAGAAAAAAAAUAUAUAUAUACUCUACCCCCCUCCCCCUUAACCCCUCCCCCUUAACAUCCCUAUAUAAAAAAGAAAGAAAGAGUGCCUGGAUAUCGGAAGAUCCCCACAUGCUCCAUGGAGUUCGUAAUAACUUUAGUAUAUACAUUUAUUUCUUUCCCCAAAUAACCAAUUAUUUCAUCUUCGGAGCACCUAUAUAUUUAAUCCUGUCUUUUGUAAAUAAGGGCACCAAAUUUUCAAAAAUGUUUCAUAUUUAUCUCUUAAAUUGUAAGUAAUUUUUUCAAGUGGAAUACAGCCAUAAAUUUCCUUCUUCCAACAAUCUAUACUUAAAUAUGUAUCCAUUUUCCAAGUUUUAUCCCUUCAAUAUCGCUUAGUAAAAAUAAUAUUGGAUUAUGUGGAAGUUGUGUUCCAAAAAUUUGUUCCAAUAAAACUCUUAAAUUUGUCCAAAAAGGUUGAAUUUUAGAACAAGACCAAGUAGAAUGUAAAAAAGUACCGAUGUCUUGUUUACAUCGAAAACACUGAUCGGAUAAAUUUGGGUUUAAUUUAUUUAUUUUUUGUGGUGUAAUAUAUAAUUGAUGUAAAAAAUUAUAUUGCACUAAUCUUAACCGGACAUUUAUUGUAUUUGUCAUACUCUCAAGACAUAGCCUUGAUCAAUUUUUUUCUUCAACUUUAAUAUUCAAGUCACUUUCCCAUUUUUGUCUUGACUUAUGGACUCCUUGUUUAAUUGCCUGUUUUUGAAUCAUGUUAUACAUACAAGAGAUAAAUUUUUUAAUCUUUCCUUUUUGAAUUAAAGUUUCUAUUUCAUUAGAUUUUGGCAAUAACAUUGUUUGACCCAAUUUUUCUCUUAAAUAAGCCCUUAAUUGGAAGUAACAAAAAAGUGUUGUUUGAUAUUUUUCUUUAAUUGAUCAAAUGACAUUAAUAUACCUCCUUCAAAACAAUCUCCUAUAUAUCUAAUCCCUUUUUGAAACCAAUUAUAUAAAAGUUGAUUAUCCAUUGUAAAAGGAAUAAGUCUAUUUUGAAUUAAAGAUCUCUUUGCUAAUAAAGAUUUCUUUGUCUCAUCAUCAACAUUUAUCUUAUUCCAUAAGUCAAUCAAGUGUUUUAAUAUAGAAGAUUCUUUCUUUUCCCAUAUCCAUUUAGAUUCCCAUUUAUAUAUAAAAUCUUCUGGUGUAUUUUCUCCUAUUUUAUCUAGUUCUAUUCUAAUCCAUGCCGGUUUAUCUUUCUCAAAAAAAGAUGCAGUAAAUCUAAGUUGGUUUGCUUUAUAAUAAUUCUUAAAAUUUGGAAAUUGUAACCCUCCUAGAUCAAAUUUCCAUGUCAAUUUUUCCAACGAUAUUCUUGACAUCUUACCUUUCCAAAGAAACUUCCUCACAUAUUUGUUUAACUCUUGAAAAAACUUCUGAGGUAGUUGUAUUGGUAAUGAUUGAAAUAGGUAUUGUAGUCUAGGGAAUAUAUUCAUUUUUAUGGUAUUUACUCUACCUACUAAUGUUAUUGGUAAUACCAUCCAUUUAUCAAGAUCUUCUUGAAUUUUUUUCAGUAAUGGUAAGUAAUUUAAUUUAUAUAAGUUUAUAUCAUUAUCAACUCUUAUACCUACAUAUUUUAUACCAUUUUUCGGCUAUCUAAAUUGAGAUAUUAAUAGACAUUGACUAUAAUCUCCUUUAGUAAGAGGUAAAAUUUCACUUUUAUCCCAUUUUAUUUUAUAACCUGAUAUUUUCCCAUAUUCUUCUAAUCUAUAGGAUAAUUUACGCAAUGAGUGCAAUGGGUUUGUUAAAUAAAGCAGAACAUCAUGAGCAAAUGUUAAUCUUAUAUUCUUCCUGAUUAACUCUAAAACCAUUAAUAUCAGGGUCCAUUCUAAUUAAUUCAGCUAAUGGUUCUAUCGCCAACACGAAUAAAGCAGGUGAUAAUGGACAACCUUGCCUAGUUGACCUUGUUAACUGAAAUGAUGUUGAAAUUUGACCAUUUGUCACUACUUUAGCUUUGGGAUUAAUAUUUAAGGUUUUAAUCCAUUUUAUAAAAGAUACUCCUAAUCCAUAUUUUUCCAAUACUUUAAACAAAAAAUCACAUUCCAAUCUAUCAAAUGCUUUUUCUGCAUCCAAAGCAACUGCCACACUCAUUUCCUCCCUCUUUUGUGCCAAAUGAAUUAUACUAAAUAACCGAGUUACAUUAUCUGCCGAUUGUCUAUUUUCAAUAAAUCCUGUUUGAUCCAAAUGUACUAAUUUUGAUAAGUAUUUAGAUAAUCUGUUAGAUAAGAUUUUUGCUAUUAUUUUAUAAUCAAUGUUUAAUAAAGAAAUAGGUCUAUAUGAUGCUGGCUUUAAAAGAUCUCUAUCUUUUUUUGGCAAUUCUAUUAAAAUAGCUGUCGAAAAAGAUUCUGGAAAUUUAUGCGUUCUUUCCGCUUGAUGUAUUAACUCCAUAAAAGGAGGAAUUGAUAAAUCUUUAAACUUUUUAUAAAAUUCAGGAGGAAAACCAUCUUCUCCUGGAGAUUUAUUACUUUGAAAUGAUCCCAGAGCUUCUUCGACCUCUUUCAAUGUAAAAGGCAUAUCUAAUCCCUUCUGUUCUUCCGUAUUUAAUUUUGGAAUAUUUGUGAUAAAAAUCUUUCUAUCUUGACAUUAUAAUUUUGUGAUUCUGAUUUAUACAACUCAGAAUAAAAAUUCUUAAAAGUUUCAUUAAUUUCUAAAGGUUUAUAAGUAAUUUUAUUUACUACUGUUCGAAUUGUAUUUAUCGUUUUAGAAGGCUGGUCUGUUUUUAACUGCCAUGCAAGGACCUUAUGUGAUCUUUCACCUAGUUCAUAAUAUCUCUGUUUAGUUCUCAUAAUUGCUUUUUCUGUUCGAUAUGUCUGGAGUGUAUUAUAUUGUAACUUCUUAUUAAUAAGUUGUCUUCAUUUUUCUUGUCAUAUUCCUUUGAGAUUCUUUUUCUAAUUUUGUAAUCUCUUUUUCCAAUUGAUCUAUUUCUAUCAUAUAUUCCUUCUUAAUUUUAGAAGUAUAACUUACUAUCUGACCUCUCAAGUAUGCCUUCACUGCUUCCCACAAUAUGAAUUUAUCAUUAACUGAAUGUGAAUUUGUAUCUAAAAAGAACUGAAUCUGCUUUUUCAUAAAAUCACAAAAAUCUUGACAUUUUAGUAACAUUGAAUUAAAUCUCCAUCUAUAAAUCGAUUCCUCUUUAUCUGUCAUUAUCAAAGGAGAAUGAUCUGACAAUAUUCUUGCUUUAUAUUCCACAUUUUUCACUCUAUCUUGAAUAUUCGUUGAUAAUAGGAAAAAAUCUAUCCUUGAAUAUGUUUUAUGUCUAUUUAAAUAAAAUGAAUAAUCUCUUUCUUUUGGAUUAAUUCUUCUCCAUAUAUCAAUC
Hypanus sabinus (Atlantic stingray) is the source of this 15159-nucleotide messenger RNA. RefSeq names its product B-cell CLL/lymphoma 9-like protein. The transcript has 7 exons. The record is from RefSeq and is a predicted model, not a curated record. Gene Ontology annotation, cellular component: beta-catenin-TCF complex. Gene Ontology annotation, molecular function: beta-catenin binding; transcription coactivator activity. Lineage: Eukaryota; Metazoa; Chordata; Chondrichthyes; Myliobatiformes; Dasyatidae. Gene Ontology annotation, biological process: negative regulation of transforming growth factor beta receptor signaling pathway; positive regulation of transcription by RNA polymerase II; canonical Wnt signaling pathway. The coding region runs from base 1715 to 5932 and encodes 1405 amino acids.